Molecule: messenger RNA, 3640 nt
Organism: Acinonyx jubatus (cheetah)
Lineage: Eukaryota; Metazoa; Chordata; Mammalia; Carnivora; Felidae
Gene: PPP2R5D
Product: protein phosphatase 2 regulatory subunit B'delta
Exons: 16
Coding region: 535-2577 (680 amino acids)
Biological process (GO): signal transduction; protein dephosphorylation
Cellular component (GO): protein phosphatase type 2A complex; cytosol; nucleus
Molecular function (GO): protein phosphatase activator activity
Source: RefSeq, a predicted model, not a curated record
GUAGCUUUUCCUCUGUAUUCCCAAGGGUUCCUAUCUAGCUGGUUCCCCAAUCCCAGAGCACUUGCAGUAGCAACGGGGACCCUCUUUCCAAAACUGUAACAAACUCAGGAUUCUCAUCUCAUCUCACCAAGGUCCCAGUCACCCAGCCUUCGCCUUUGAUUCUCUGCAUGCCUCGUUUAGGAAACGGAUGCCCUGGAGGACUCUUGGGAGCUCUCUCCGCUAAUUUUGCAUAUGCAAUUAGUGGUAAUUGCCCAGAUGAAGAAAGGUGCCCUUCAUUUUAGGGCUUCUUUCCUUCCAUUCGUACUGGGCGAAGGAGCAGAGCGGGGAAAGUGAGAACCACUUUAGAAGGGAACCGGCUGCAAAAGAAUGGCAGAGGCCGACGCACACCAGACGCCCGAGUGCGGUACUCGGUGCUAAGCUAGGGCUUCCCCUUUUCCCCACCUCCUUCGUUAAGCUCGACCCACUUUAGGGCGGGACCUCCCACUCAGCCAAUUCUGGGAGACGAACCCUGGCGGUUUGUACUCUUCCUUUCCAAUGAGAAAAAAAGGAAGCAGCUUGGCCCCAAUAACCAAUCCAAGGAGGCGGCGCCUGGUUGUCAGGCAGGUUUGUAAGAGUUUGGGCCAAUUGGAGGCGCAGACACCGCUCGACCCGGGCGCAGCGCGCAGGCGGUGGCGAAGAGACGCCGAGCGGGCCGAGUGCGGCCGAGCAAAGCCGGAGCCGGAGCGGGGCCGCAGGAGCCGGGCUGGGUCCGGACGGGCCGAGAUGCCCUAUAAACUGAAGAAGGAGAAGGAGACCCCCAAGCUUGCCAAAGGCACGACCAAGCCCAGCAGCUCGGGCAAGGAUGGUGGCGGCGAGAGCGCCGAGGAGGCCCAGCCCCAGCCCCAGCCUCAGCCCCAGCCGCAGCCGCAGCCCCAGCCCCAGCCCCCAUCGUCCAACAAGCGUCCCAGCAACAGCACACCGCCCCCAACGCAGCUCAGCAAAAUCAAGUACUCUGGAGGGCCCCAGAUUGUCAAGAAGGAGCGACGGCAAAGCUCCUCCCGCUUCAAUCUCAGCAAGAACCGGGAGUUGCAGAAGCUUCCUGCCCUGAAAGAUUCGCCAACCCAGGAGCGGGAGGAGCUUUUUAUCCAGAAGCUGCGCCAGUGCUGUGUCCUCUUUGACUUUGUAUCAGAUCCACUCAGUGACCUCAAAUUCAAGGAGGUGAAGCGGGCAGGACUCAACGAAAUGGUGGAGUACAUCACCCAUAGCCGUGAUGUUGUCACUGAGGCCAUUUACCCCGAGGCUGUCACCAUGUUUUCAGUGAACCUCUUCCGGACGCUGCCACCUUCAUCGAACCCCACCGGGGCCGAGUUUGACCCAGAAGAGGAUGAGCCCACCCUGGAAGCUGCCUGGCCACAUCUCCAGCUCGUGUAUGAGUUUUUCUUACGUUUCCUCGAGUCUCCUGAUUUCCAGCCAAACAUAGCCAAGAAGUAUAUCGACCAGAAGUUUGUCCUUGCUCUCCUGGACCUGUUUGACAGUGAGGAUCCUCGAGAGCGGGACUUCCUCAAGACCAUCUUGCAUCGCAUCUACGGCAAGUUUUUGGGGCUCCGGGCUUAUAUCCGUAGGCAGAUCAACCACAUCUUCUACAGGUUCAUCUAUGAGACAGAACAUCACAACGGGAUUGCUGAGCUCUUAGAGAUCCUCGGCAGCAUCAUCAACGGCUUUGCCUUGCCCCUUAAGGAAGAGCACAAGAUGUUCCUCAUCCGUGUCCUGCUUCCCCUUCACAAGGUCAAGUCCCUGAGUGUCUACCACCCGCAGCUGGCUUACUGUGUGGUACAGUUCCUGGAGAAGGAGAGCAGUCUCACAGAGCCGGUGAUUGUAGGACUCCUCAAGUUCUGGCCCAAAACCCACAGCCCCAAGGAGGUCAUGUUCCUGAAUGAGCUAGAGGAGAUUCUAGAUGUCAUUGAACCUUCAGAGUUCAGCAAAGUGAUGGAACCACUCUUCCGCCAGCUUGCCAAGUGUGUCUCCAGCCCUCAUUUCCAGGUGGCAGAGCGUGCUCUCUAUUACUGGAACAAUGAGUACAUCAUGAGCCUGAUCAGUGACAAUGCUGCCCGAGUCCUCCCCAUCAUGUUCCCUGCACUCUACAGGAACUCCAAGAGCCACUGGAACAAGACAAUCCAUGGACUGAUCUACAAUGCCCUAAAGCUGUUUAUGGAGAUGAAUCAGAAGCUGUUUGAUGACUGCACACAACAGUACAAGGCAGAGAAACAGAAGGGCCGGUUCCGAAUGAAGGAAAGAGAAGAGAUGUGGCAAAAGAUCGAGGAGCUGGCCCGACUCAAUCCCCAGUAUCCCAUGUUCCGAGCUCCUCCACCACUGCCUCCUGUGUACUCGAUGGAGACAGAGACCCCCACGGCAGAGGACAUCCAACUUCUGAAGAGGACGGUGGAGACAGAGGCUGUGCAGAUGCUAAAGGACAUCAAGAAGGAGAAGGUACUGCUUCGGCGGAAGUCCGAGCUGCCCCAGGACGUGUAUACCAUCAAGGCGCUGGAGGCACACAAGCGGGCGGAAGAAUUCCUAACUGCCAGCCAGGAGGCUCUCUGACCCCCUCACCGUCCUACCACAGGGCCACAGCCCACUCAGCCCUGGGACGCUGCCCUAGCCCUCCACCCUCUGCUCCCCACUGGCUGACUUGGGGCAAGGCAGUGCCUCUCUAGCUACUCUAGGGAGGGGAUGUGGCACUUGAAGCAGGGGACCCCCCCCCCCCAGAGUGGUCCCUCUUCUUCCCAAAAUGUGUUCAUGCCUCCCUGUGGCUAGUACAGACAGGCUGAGCACUGAGAUCCUCAGUGCCCAGACAACUUGGGGAUGCCUGUCCCCCUCCUCUCCUAACCCCACAGCUACCUGAGGCUGCUCUGAGAAAUACACACAGGAAUACAUAUGCUCCUCUCCCCUUCCCUUAAUCCUCAUUUCAACUCCAGGUGUCUUUCCUUCUCUCCCUCCCCUGCAGAAGCAUAUAGGGAGCAGCAGGAGAUUAUUCUCACCAAAGUUAUGUCAAGCCCCAUUGGCCCCUGGAGUGAGUAGCUGGAGGGGAGCCAACCCCCAACAGGCACAAUUAGGCCCCCAGCCCCAGCAGUGUGCAGGCUGAUGGGGUUGAAUUAUUUUCUCUUAUCCCCUGCCUGACCAAGACAACAUGGGGAGGUCAAAAGGAGAAAAGCAUACGCUAUGGACCAUAGGUGAUGGAAUAUAGGGCCCAGAUGGACCAAGAGAAGGGGGUGAACAAACACCCUACCCUGUGCCCCCUCUUUGGUGAGCAGCAGCCCUGGGAUCACAGACAUGGAAGGGACCACCCUGGGGCUGACUGCUUUCCUAUGUUGUUGGUUCCCAAAGCUAGGAGGAAGCAGGGAGCAGUGCCCUAAGCAUGGCUCCCCCGACACCUAUUUAUUUCCUUUGUGCUGAUGCUGGGCAGGCCCCCAGUUGUCCCUUUCAGACACCCUGAAGGGGCAAGGGGCUGAAGAGGGCCAGACCCAGGUUCCAGGGGCACAGGCAGUGCAGCUUUUGGCUGUGUACAUAGGGUGCUUUAUUCUCCACAGUGAUACAUGCUAAGAUGGGUUGGGCUUGGGCCAAUGUCCCCAUAUGUACAGAACUGAAUAAAGUGGGUCUCUGAGAA